Molecule: messenger RNA, 435 nt
Organism: Gongylonema pulchrum
Lineage: Eukaryota; Metazoa; Nematoda; Chromadorea; Rhabditida; Gongylonematidae
Source: the annotation of a GenBank genome assembly
AUGUAUGUCAUCGUUCUAGAAAGCCGGUACGCCUGGGUGCGUCUGUGUGACGGCGACCGACCUCCAUCUUUUGCUGCAGCGACUGCGACGAUAAAAGCGCUAAAAGCUCUUGAGCUAAAGGAAUUGAUUCCUGGGACACCAUGCAUCGUAUCAACCAGAUUUCACCCACUUGAUUUUGUAAAUGAUGGGAUUUCUUAUGAGCAAAACGAGCCAGUGAUUAACUGUGAUGUUCAGUUCGAAUCCUACGCUCGCGCCAUCGUGGAGGAAUACGAUAGCACAGCGAAAACAGCUUCUGUUCGCUUGGUCGACUUUGGAAUUCAGCUCUUUCAAAUUGAUGUCACGCAGAUUAAGCCGCUUAUAUCUGCUUUCGGAGGUCCACCGUUAGCUGUGCGAUUACAGAUCGACGUACUGCCCCAGGUAUUGCAUAGUUCAUAG